GGGCGAGUGUGUUGGGGCGUGAUGCACUCGGGUUGGGGGUUCUAAGGUUGGGUGGGGGAAGGAGAUUGGGGAAACAGAGUGUGCCUUUGUGAGGGCGUGUGAGUGUGUGUGUGAGUGUGUGUGUGUGUGCGCCGCUGAGUCUGUGUGCAGUGGGUGUGGGUGUUUGUCUCUCUGUAUCCGCCUUCUCUCCCGUUCUGGACUUCUAGCCUCCUAGGCUCAUCUUCCUCAUCUCUGACUCCCUCCCUCUUGGGCCUGGAACUGAGUGCCCUGCUGGAGGAGGGGGCCACGCUCCAGGACCUGGUCCAAACUGAGACGCGGCCUGAGGCUUCCCUCCAGCUCCCCCUCCCUUCCUUUCCUCCCUUCCUUCCCUCCCUCUCUUUCCCUUCCUCCCUCCCCCCCACCCGGGCUGGCGUGCCAGGGGGUGGGACAUGCCAAUCACUGACUGUGCCUCUCCGGCUGCCAGCACAGGGCGCAGCUCCCCCCCAGAGCCAGGUGUUCAGGUCCCUGGAGACACCGCCAGCCCCCGUGGAGGCCGUGGGGCUGAGGACCCUACAGACCCCUCUCCGACCCCAUGGGAACCCUGAAUCCCACCACCCCCAUCCACCUUCAGCCCCACCAAGAUGGACUGAACCAGGCUGCUGGCCAAAUGGACAAGCCGGAUGCCAAGGUGAUGACUUUCCCCUGACGAAGCCCUGUAGUGUAACUAGAGGAAGGGACUGUCCCUCCAGUCCCACCUGGCCGCCAUGAAUACCUCGGCACCCCCUGCCGUCAGCCCCAACAUCACCGUUCUGGCCCCAGGAAAGGGUCCCUGGCAAGUGGCCUUCAUUGGGAUCACCACGGGCCUGCUGUCACUGGCCACAGUGACAGGUAACCUGCUGGUGCUCAUCUCCUUCAAGGUCAACACGGAGCUCAAGACAGUCAACAACUACUUCCUGCUCAGCCUGGCCUGUGCCGACCUCAUCAUCGGCACCUUCUCCAUGAACCUCUACACCACGUACCUGCUUAUGGGCCACUGGGCUCUGGGCACACUGGCCUGCGACCUCUGGCUGGCUCUGGACUACGUGGCCAGCAACGCCUCCGUCAUGAACCUGCUGCUUAUCAGCUUUGACCGCUACUUCUCCGUGACCCGGCCCCUGAGCUACCGCGCCAAGCGCACGCCCCGCCGGGCAGCCCUGAUGAUCGGCCUGGCCUGGCUGGUCUCGUUCGUUCUCUGGGCGCCCGCCAUCCUCUUCUGGCAGUACCUGGUAGGGGAGCGGACGGUGUUGGCCGGGCAGUGCUACAUCCAGUUCCUCUCCCAGCCCAUCAUCACCUUUGGCACGGCCAUGGCCGCCUUCUACCUCCCCGUCACGGUCAUGUGCACACUGUACUGGCGCAUCUACCGGGAGACGGAGAACCGGGCCCGGGAGCUGGCCGCCCUGCAGGGCUGCGAGACGCCGGGUCAGGGCGGGGGCAGUAGUAGCAGCUCCGAGCGGUCCCAGCCGGGGGCCGAGGGCUCCCCGGGGACUCCCCCAGGGCGCUGCUGUCGCUGUUGCCGGGCCCCCAAGCUCCUCCAGGCCUACAGCUGGAAAGAGGACGAGGAGGAGGAGGAAGGCUCCAUGGAGUCCCUCACAUCCUCGGAGGGGGAGGAGCCUGGCUCCGAGGUGGUGAUCAAGAUGCCUAUGGUGGACCCCGAGGUGCAGGCGCAGGCCCCGGCCAAGCAGCCGCCCCGGAGCUCCCCAAAUACAGUCAAGAGGCCAACCCGGAAAGGGCGCGAUCGGGCGGGCAAGGGCCAGAAGCCCCGUGGGAAGGAGCAGCUGGCCAAGAGGAAGACCUUCUCACUGGUGAAGGAGAAGAAGGCGGCUCGGACCCUGAGCGCCAUCCUUCUGGCAUUCAUCCUCACCUGGACACCGUACAACAUCAUGGUACUGGUGUCCACUUUCUGCAAGGACUGUGUUCCCGGGGCCCUGUGGGAGCUGGGCUACUGGCUGUGCUACGUCAACAGCACCAUCAACCCUAUGUGCUACGCACUCUGCAACAAAGCCUUCCGGGACACCUUCCGCCUGCUGCUGCUCUGCCGCUGGGACAAGCGUCGCUGGCGCAAAAUCCCCAAGCGCCCUGGCUCUGUGCACCGCACCCCCUCCCGCCAAUGCUGAUGGCCCCUCACCUGCAUCCCUCCACCCCAGUCCCUGGGAGAGCCGGGCAGAAAGGCGGCAGGGACUGUGACCUCGGACCCCGGGCCCUGCAGAGUCCUCACCAAGCCUCCCAGGCCUCUAGGUCACCUUCCUGGACAGCCCAGAGAGACCCUGCCAACUUUCCAAACUUUGCUAUUCCCAGGCAGGGAGUGGACCUGGGGAACUGGUUUUUCCGUUCCUACUGGGUGGGAAUGGGCUCUUCACCAGGGAGAAAGCUAGGGGAGGAGGUCCAGCCUUUGGAUUCCUUGUCUGAGUUUUGGCAGGAAGUCUGUUGGGAGCCAGCAGGGCGGGCGGGGAGAAAGUUUUAACGUUUCAGUCAUCCUUGGCCAGGACUGGCCUGGAUUGCGGUGGGAGAUGGCUCCCCCUAGCGCCACAGCAGGACACUGACACUAACCACGGAGAGGAAAGCUGGGCUCAAAGGGGGAGGAGCAUCGCGGCCCCAGUCCCUCCACAGGCAUAGCCCACUCUUCUGGGUCCUUGGCCCACCAUCCAGGGGUUUCUAGCCUCCGUACAAAUGUCCCCAAGAGCGUCCCAAUGUGGACGAUCCCCAAGGCAAAUGUCCAAACAUCAGCAGGACAAUGACACCAUGAUGGACCAGCUAGUCACACAUCAAGUCCAAGGCAGCAGCAGGACUAGGCGCCAGGUGUCCUGACCAUCCCACUACGUCGUUUCCCUGGGAGUGGGGGCGUGGUGCCUGCUGCCCAGCUGCACACCUACAGCCCUGCCCCAGAGAAACCCUCAGUCCUUCCCUCCCUGGUGUAUAGCCUCCACCUGGGUAGAUCUGCUGCCUGCAGAUUUGGCUAGGUCUUCGCAUGCUGCCUGCCUCUGGCCCUGCCUCACACAGGCCCGGCCCAGCCAACAGGUUCUCUCCUGUGAGCUCCUAAAUCCAACCCGUGCAUGGCCUCCCAGCCACCCUCAUCUCCAGGCCCAGCCUGGACCCAGAUGUUCUUUCCCUCCUACCUCAGCAAGUGCUGAGUCUGUGAAUAAAGCCACAUAACCAACGGGUGCUA
Messenger RNA from Manis javanica (Malayan pangolin), 3181 nucleotides. It is a transcript of the gene CHRM1, whose product is annotated as cholinergic receptor muscarinic 1. Gene Ontology annotation, cellular component: synapse; dendrite; plasma membrane. The record is from RefSeq and is a predicted model, not a curated record. NCBI's taxonomy places the organism in Eukaryota, Metazoa, Chordata, Mammalia, Pholidota, Manidae. Gene Ontology annotation, biological process: cognition; saliva secretion; G protein-coupled receptor signaling pathway, coupled to cyclic nucleotide second messenger. Gene Ontology annotation, molecular function: G protein-coupled serotonin receptor activity; G protein-coupled acetylcholine receptor activity.